Messenger RNA from Eurypyga helias (sunbittern), 457 nucleotides. RefSeq names its product phytanoyl-CoA dioxygenase, peroxisomal-like. Gene Ontology annotation, biological process: fatty acid alpha-oxidation. Lineage: Eukaryota; Metazoa; Chordata; Aves; Eurypygiformes; Eurypygidae. The transcript is spliced from 4 exons. Gene Ontology annotation, molecular function: phytanoyl-CoA dioxygenase activity. The annotation marks the transcript as partial. The record is from RefSeq and is a predicted model, not a curated record.
UCCCAGACAAGCGUUCCUACUUCAGCCCAAGUUAGUGCUGUUCCUCAGCCGGGGAGGUUUCGUUACACCCUGGAGAGCGAUGUCCUCACCACAGAGCAGAGGCAGUUCUAUGAAGACAACGGGUAUCUGCUUGUUAAGAAGCUCGUUUCUGAUGAAGACAUUGAGCGUUUCAGGAAGGAGUUCACGAGGAUCUGUAAAAAAGAGGUCAAUCUACCAGGUCUCAUGAUUAUGAAGGACGAAUCCCUGAGAGCCCAGUAUGGUCAGUCUGAAAAAAUAGUUAAUAAAGUGCAGGACUUCCAGGAAGAUAAAGAGCUGUUCAGAUACUGUACACUGCCAGAGGUCCUCAGAUACGUCGAGUGCUUCACAGGGCCAAACAUCAUGGCAAUGCACACCAUGCUGAUAAAUAAACUUCCAGAUUCUGGUAAGGAAAACUUGGAUAUGAGGAAAAUACCUUGUU